Melanotaenia boesemani (Boeseman's rainbowfish) is the source of this 2816-nucleotide messenger RNA. RefSeq names its product recombination signal binding protein for immunoglobulin kappa J region-like (gene rbpjl). NCBI's taxonomy places the organism in Eukaryota, Metazoa, Chordata, Actinopteri, Atheriniformes, Melanotaeniidae. Gene Ontology annotation, molecular function: RNA polymerase II cis-regulatory region sequence-specific DNA binding; DNA-binding transcription activator activity, RNA polymerase II-specific. Gene Ontology annotation, biological process: regulation of transcription by RNA polymerase II. The coding region runs from base 277 to 1920 and encodes 547 amino acids. The transcript has 13 exons. Gene Ontology annotation, cellular component: nucleus. The record is from RefSeq and is a predicted model, not a curated record.
AGCUUUUCAGGUGAAGCUAAUCGAUCAUUUUACUGGCUGGUUCACUUUGACAGGUUUUGACUGAGCUGAAAUAUUUAACUCAGUGAGGAUUAUGUUGCACUGUAGCAUGGGCGACUUCUGGAUGGACCAAAACUGAACCUGCUGCACUGUAAAGUUUUACUGUUAGACCAGAAAAACAACUGGGGACAUCUUAACCAAGAAGGUACAAGAAAACUUCAUAAAAGCAGAGCAACCAUGGACCUGGAGAAUGUCCUAUCCUAAAACCAGCAGACGAUCAUGGAUAAGCUGGACGUUGGGAAUGAUAGCAGGGAAGAGCCACCAUUGCACCAUGGAUUCCACCAGGUAGACCCCGCUCUGUUAUACCCACUGCCUUUGUCCCCCGAUCCGAUCAGCCCGCUCACUCACCUGGGGACGCUGCAGGUCGGACACGACGUACCGAGGACCGGCGGAUGGAGCAGGAGACUGGACCUGGGGUUUCAAGGCUGCCAGCUACUGGGAUCAUCAAUGCAGGCAGGAAGAGAAUCUCAUGCAGACCAGAGCAUCAUCAUCCAGCAUGCCAAGGUCGCUCAGAAGUCCUACGGCAACGAGAAAAGGUUCUUCUGUCCUCCUCCUUGUGUUUACAUCAGCGGUCAUGGGUGGAGGGUCAUGCAGGACCACUUAAAAGCUGCUGGUUAUGGAGACUCAGUAUACCGAGUAUGUGGUUACAUGUGUCUGGACAGCUCCAGUCAGUCACAGGCAGACACAUUCAAACUGGUCUUCGAUGACCACCCAAACUCCAGGAUGUUUGCCUGUGCAAAGUCCCUCUUCAUCUCCGAUCAGGAUAAGAGGAAGCAUUUCAGCCUGCUGCUGAGACUUUUCCUGGGUAACAGGCAUGAAGUGGGGUCUUUCCAGAGCAGGAUGAUCAAAGUCAUCUCCAAACCCUCCCAGAAGAGACAGUCUAUGAAGAAUGCUGACUUGUGCAUCUCAUCUUGCUCCAGAGUGGCUUUGUUCAACCGUUUACGCUCUCAGACGGUCAGCACUCGUUAUCUCUCUGUGGACAGAGAAGCUUUCAUAGCCAGUGCCAGACAGUGGACGGCCUUCACCAUCACCAUGUUGGAUGACCAGCGCGCUGACCAAGGAGGUUUUGUGAUGAGUGAAGCCUUCAUCUGUUACGGCUCUGUGGUCCAAUUAGUUUGUACUGAGUCAGGAGUUGCUCUUCCACCCAUGGUGAUUCGGAAAGUCAACAAGCAGCACGCCAUCCUAGACGUGGACGAACCAGUUUCUCAGCUCCACAAAUGCGCCUUUCAGUUCAGAGAUAAUCCCAACACUUAUCUGUGCCUAUCAAAUGACACCAUCAUACAGCACCAGGCCCCAUCCAGCAUCAGGGACCCCAGCAAAGUGGUGCUGAACGAUGGAUCCUGCUGGACCAUUAUUGGUGUGGAAGCAGUGGAGUUCACCUUUAACCAGGGUCUGGCUUGUAUUCAGACACCAGUUAGCCCUUUUCCUGUUAUCACUGGGUUAGAGGUGAAUGGUGGAGGACAUGUUGCCAUGUUGGAGAUUCACGGAGAAAAUUUCAGUCCACACCUCAAAGUCUGGUUUGGGAACAGUGAAGCAGAGACCAUGUUUAAGUCUCCAAAGUCUCUGCUCUGUGUCAUCCCUGACGUGUCCGUUUUCAGUGAAGGCUGGCGCAGUCUGCGACGCAUCGUCACUGUUCCUCUGUCUCUCAUCAGACUGGAUGGCCUCAUUUAUCGCACAUCCUUCAGUUUCACCUACACCCCAGAGAUUCACUUGCCUCCAUCUGCCCGAGGAGCAGCAGCAGCAGGAGGGAUGAGGAGAGAAGGAGGGGCAGAGGAAGGCCAGGAGGAUGAAGAGGACAUCCUGUUAGAGACCAUACAUCAGGAGUUCACCAGAGCUAAUUUUCACCUCUUCAUGCAGAGUUAACUUAUCUGUUCCAACCUCAGGUGAAACAGUAACCAUACUGUGCACACAUCAUGCUGGAACUUUAUUUUGCUGACAUUUAUUCUGGACUACAGUAACUGGCGCCAUACACAGCUAAUUGAAAUCCUCCAAGCUUUACUGAUUUAGCUGCUGCUUGAAGCAGACAUUUUGUUCAGUUACAUAACAAAAGAUCAACCUAGUUCUUUUUCCUCAAUAUAUAUUAAAGGAUUUCAAUAUGUCUUCAAUAUAUAUCAAUAUUCAGGGUUAAAAACAACUAGACAAUAUUUUACCAACAAAUAAGUGCCUGAAAAGAACAAAUUGUUAAAAUUACUUAUAAAUGAAUAUUUUUCUGUCUUAUUAAAUACAAAACACAACUUGUUUACCUGGUCUUCUAUGGAUUGUUUUUAGUUAAAUGUAGCUCACAAGGUAAUAUUAGUAAAAAUUACACUAUGAGAAUGGCAAUAUUAACUUUAACCUCAUAAUAAGGAAUAUAAAGACAACACUGAAUGACACUGAGAUUUUUUGUAUGAACAUGUACAAAUCAUGUUGUAUUCACAUAAGUCUGCCAGAUCAUCUUAUAUGGGGGAGAAAAGUUUCCAAACUUGUUCGGAACUCCUUUAAAAGGUUUCUUAGCACAGCAUUCUUUUGUUUCCCAAAUCAAUAUUUCUCUUGAAUAAACCUCCUUAGACUUUAAAGUUUUUUAUUUUUUUUUAGAAAUUAACUCAAGCAGCCUGUAAAUCACUUUUACUAUUUUCUGUGACCAUCAGAGAGACAUAAAGUACUGUACGCACAAUGUAGUCUGUGUAUUUGGGAGCAAACCAAACCAGUAAAGAGUAGAAAAAUGAACUGUGCAGGCCUCAAAGGAAAAACAGUCAUGUAUAGAGAGGUGCAUGGGGUGA